CAGGAAAUCAUUCUGGUUUCUAUUUUCGCUGAAACAUCAACAGUAUCCAACAUGUCUGCUAAAGCCGUACUUGCCUUUUGCGCUUCGGCGUUGAUGGUUCAGAGCGCUGUAAGCAGUUGUCUUGGACGCCUCGGAACUGGCUGGGGCUAUGGCGGUCUCGGCUACGGAGGUCUCGGCUGCGGAGGGUGGGGCUACGACGGAUUUGGUUAUGGUGGUCUCGGCUACGCUGGAUUAGGUUACGGCGGUCUUGGCUACGCUGGAUUAGGUUACGGCGGUCUUGGCUACGAUGGAUUCGGAUGUGGCGGACUCGACGCUGCCUACGGUGGUGGUCUUGGCGUCUCCAGCGCUUCCCCCAUGGCCCCUACUGGUCUUGCUGUGGCUUCUGAAAAUGUAUACGAGGGUCCCGUUGCUGUCGCCGGUAACCUGCCUUUCCUGGGUACCGUGGAAGUUGCUGGAGAGUUCCCCACCGCUGGUGCUGGUGCUGUCUCGUACGGUUGUGGUGAUGGUGCUGUCGGCAUCGCCGCUGAGGGUCCCAUUGGUGCUGCUGUCGGUCCCGCCUACGGAUACGGAGGUCUGGGUGGAUUCGGUGUCGGACUCGGCUACGGAGGCUACGGACUCGGUUACGCCGGUAUCGGUGCUCGCGGCUGCGGUUGCGGCUGCGGUGCUUGGUACUAAACUAAUAAUGAUGCGAUCCCAACAUGACGACAUGAAAAUACAUAAUAUACAUUGUGCAACAAUAUAA
Molecule: messenger RNA, 742 nt
Organism: Manduca sexta (tobacco hornworm)
Lineage: Eukaryota; Metazoa; Arthropoda; Insecta; Lepidoptera; Sphingidae
Product: chorion class B protein M2410
Exons: 2
Coding region: 52-675 (207 amino acids)
Biological process (GO): chorion-containing eggshell formation; multicellular organism development
Cellular component (GO): egg chorion
Molecular function (GO): structural constituent of egg chorion
Source: RefSeq, a predicted model, not a curated record